AUGUAUCAAAAAAGUAAACCAUGGGCACUGUUCAGAAAUACAGAUAAAAGCGAGUAUUGCGCAUUAUUCAUGGCAGUUAUUUUCGCUACAAUAGUUGGAGCCUUACUACCCGUUCAUUCUCUUAUACUGAGGGGUGUAGUCAAUGACUUCACCGAGGAAAUUUUUCUCAAAGAAAGCAUCUAUGUAUAUUCUAAAUGGUUUGCUCUUGUGGGUGUUACAGUGUUAUUAUUAGCAUUCGGUCAAGAUUUCUUGAUCAAUUUGUUCACAAUCAGGCAAAUUAACCGAAUACGUUCGCUGUAUUUCAGAAGCAUUUUACGCCAGGACGUUGCAUGGUUUGAUGAACAGUCAUCUGGAUCACUCAUCAGCAAACUAUCUCAUAACAUUGACAACAUUCAACUAGGGAUGGGUUCAACAUUGACCGAUUUCAUUAAAAACUUGUCUGGAUUCAUAGUAGGUAUUAUAAUUAACUUCGCAGUGGGGUGGAAACUUGCCUUGGUUGCUUGCGCUAUACUGCCAAUCAUCGGUGCAGUUUUUGGGUGCUUUGGGUUUCUGAUGAAAUACUUCACCCGCAAGGAAAUAGUUGCAUACGCACGCGCUGGUGCUGUUGCCUGCGAAGUCCUAGAAGCUAUACGCACCGUUGUUGCGUUCGGUGGAGAGAAAAGGGAGUUGAAAAGAUACCGUGAGCAACUGGGAACGGCAGAAAAAGCUGGGCUGAAGAAAGUAGUGGCAUCAGGUGCAGUUAAUGGGACAAUUGGACUGACUGUGUUUUGUUCUACUGCUCUACUAUUUUGGUAUGGCUUUAAAUUAAUAGUAAAUGAAGAUUAUGACGCUGGAACUAUUGUGACGAUUUUCGUGAAUGUUCUUUUAGGAAGUGUUUUUCUGGGUAACGCUCUACCAAGUUUCCAAUAUUUUAUGAACGCACAGGCGUCAGCCACUGAAAUUUACAGUAUUAUCGAGCGUGUCCCGGAAAUUGACAAAGACUGUCACGGAAGGCUGAUUCCGAACUUUUCUGGGAACGUCACAUUCAGAAAUGUUUCUUUCGCAUACCCAAGUCGACCAGAUAUUGCAGUUUUAAAGAAUUUUAGUUUAAGCAUCAAAAGUGGGCAAACUGUGGCAUUGGUUGGACCGAGCGGUUCAGGGAAAAGUACCGUUGUUCAUAUGUUGCAAAGAUUUUAUGACCCAACGAAAGGCGAGGUAUUAAUCGAGGAUGAGGACAUCAAGAAUCUGGACCUGAAAGCUUAUCGUAAUCAGAUAGGCUGUGUACAGCAAGAACCGGUACUUUUCGAAGGAACUAUCAGUGAUAACAUAAGGUUAGGGAAGCUGGAUGCAACUCAAGAUGAGAUAGAAGAAGCUGCAAAGCUUGCCAACGCUCACGGUUUCAUUCAACAACUCCCAGAUGGAUACGACACUUUUGUGGGUGAAAGAGGUGGCGGAAUGUCAGGUGGUCAGAAGCAACGUAUAGCAAUCGCUCGAGCUCUUAUUAGAAAGCCGAAGUUGCUGCUGUUGGAUGAAGCAACGUCCUCACUUGACGCAAAAUCAGAACGUCUUGUCCAAAUGGCUUUGGAUAGAGCUAUUGAGGGGAGGACUGUGGUAGUUGUUGCUCAUCGUCUUACAACAGUUCGUAAUGCGAAUUUGAUAGUCGUGCUUGAUAAGGGAGUGGUUCGCGAAUCUGGGACACACGCUGAACUUGUAGCUGAAAACGGUCUUUAUGCUGCGAUGCUUAGUAAUCAGAGAAUAUUGGAGAGUGCUGAGAACGAUGACAAUGAAUUAUUGGAUGAAGGAUCUCGAAAUAAAUAUAUCGUCAGUGGAAAAGACUUGUUGACGAAAUUAGACGAUAUUUGUAAAAUGGAUAAUGGUGAGGAUAGUGUAUCUGAAACCACUGGAAAUGUUCCAUACGGGAAUUUUUCCCUUAUUUCAACAAUUUCGAUUCUACGUAAUCAAAGAAAAAAUAUCAAGCUUUCUCCGACAUUAAGGGUUUUAAAACUUAAUAGACCUGAACUACAUCUGAUAGUUUUAGGAUGUAUUUGCUGUGUGAUUAGUGGGACCACUCAACCAGCUUUUGCGAUUCUGUAUACUGAAAUGUAUAGUAUUUUUCCUUUGCGAUCUAAUCCAGAUCUGCUGUUUAGUCGACUCACUGUUGUAUGUGGGAUGAUGGUGGUGAUUGGAAUUCUACGUUUUGUAGCUAAUGUCAGUCAGAGUUUACUUUUUGGAAAAUCAGGCGGUAUAUUAGUUAGUCGCCUACGAUCAAAAGUUUUUGAGAGCAUGCUAAAUCAAGAAAUAGGAUGGUUUGAUAAACCGGAGAACCAAGCAGGAGCAUUAACUGCAAAACUGGCCAAUGAUGCUAUGAAAGUGACAAUGAUUUCAGGUUCACAAUUGGGUUUCAUCAUAGAAGCUGUAGCAUUGAUAGCUAUGUCUUUUGUGGUUUCGUUUAUCUACAGUUGGCAACUGACUCUCCUAAUAUUAGCCUUCUAUCCACUUAUUGUCAUUGGAGGAUUUUUCCAGAUGCGAACACUUUCAGGAAGUAGUAAUAUUCGGAAUGCCAAUGAAGCAAUGAGAAUUGCUCAAGAGGUGACUGGCUCAAGCUACACAGUUACUGCAUUUACAUUAGAAGAUUACUUUUUUAAACGUUUUGAAUCUCAUGCAGUUGAAAAUCUGAAAAAUAACUUGAAAACGAUAUUUUUAAAUGCCAUUAUGUACGCUAUUGCAGAAAGUGUAUUGUUGUUCGCAGUAGCUGCUGCGUAUUCACUCGGUGCACACUUGGUUUCAACAAAAGCAAUAACGGUUUUAGCAGUGUUCAGGGUUUUCGUAACUAUCCAUUUGAGUGCUCAAUCUCUUGGCCGUACAGCUACACUAGUUUUGGGUACUAAAGCAGCAGGUUCAGCUGCGAAAUGUAUUCUUGAAAUUCUAGACAGGAAACCUCUUAUUUCAACUAAUAUAGGGAGUGUACCACGUGAAAAAUUCAAAGGGAAAAUUUCGUUCAAGAACGUUGAUUUCAAAUAUUUUUCUCAAACUGAGAGACGGGUUCUUAAGAACUUUUCACACACUAUUGAGCCUGGUCAAACAGUCGCAUUAGUUGGACCUUCUGGGUGUGGAAAAUCAACACUACUUCAGUUAGUAUUGAGAUUCUACGAUCCAUCAUAUCACGGUCCCGAUAGUGGUGUGUUUUUCGAUGAUAUAAAUAUUAGGGAUAUUGCACCUAGUUGGGUUAGAAAACAGAUUGGUCUUGUUUCACAAGAACCCACUUUAUUCGAUCUCACGAUAAGAGAGAAUAUUGCGUAUGGAGACAAUAGUCGAGAAGUGACGAUGGAAGAGAUUAUUGAGGCAGCACGUGCAGCUAACAUCCAUGAUUUUAUUACAACACUUCCAGAACAAUAUGAAACCAAAGUUGGACAACGUGGAUCAAAGUUAUCUGGAGGACAGAAACAGAGGAUAGCCAUUGCACGAGCUUUAGUUCGUAAACCUGCUCUACUUCUGUUGGACGAAGCUACUUCAGCUUUGGACAAUGAGAGUGAGCGGAUAGUUCAAGAAGCCCUUGAUGCUGCUAUGGGGUCGAGAACAUCAUUAGUUGUUGCUCAUCGCCUGUCCACAGUCGUCAAUGCUGAUUUGAAUUCUUACCAAAUCGCAUAUAAUCACACCAUAAUACGACGAGGAAACUUUCCACAAUGGUAA
This is a messenger RNA of Schistosoma guineensis, 3669 nucleotides long. Lineage: Eukaryota; Metazoa; Platyhelminthes; Trematoda; Strigeidida; Schistosomatidae. The record is from the annotation of a GenBank genome assembly.